AAGGGGAAAACAAGAAUUUUUUUUAAAAAAUACAUUAAAAUUUAUAAAUAAAAUUUUAAUUUUAAAAAUUUUGGGACAAACAAUAAUUUAAAAAAGUAUUUAAAUUUAUUGAUGAAAUUUUAAUUUUAAAAAAAUUUAACUGUCCAAACGGCUCAUAGUCUUAUAGAAUGGGGCAAGCAAAUUGUAGUAAAAUUGUUUAGGUUUCUAUUUUCUAUGAAUUCCAAUCAUUUUAGAAUUGCAAGGUUUUUGGCAGACCUGAGACUCUUGAAAUCGUAUAUUAGUGGACAAAAGCCAGAGCAGACAAGGGUGAAAUGGUUCCACAAGGUUGCUGACCGUCAACAGUACCUGUCUUCUUAUACAAUCAAGUCAAAACAGGGGUUUCCCCAGUCUAUACGCUGUGACAAUAAUUAUCAAUCGUGUGUGGUUUUCCUAAUUGUUAUGGCCUUGACUAUAAUUCAUUAUAACUUUUGGGUAAACAGCUGUAACAGUAGACGCAUCAAUGGAGCUCUUUUCAUUUAUCAGUAUUUAUCUCCUUGUUUUCCUCUUCAAAAUGUCCACUGCACUUGACACGAUUACCCCUUCCCAAUCUAUGAGUGAUGGCAAGACCUUGAUUUCACAAGAUGGAAGUUUCGAACUGGGUUUCUUUAGUGCUGGAAUUUCCAAGAACCGUUACUUGGGAAUUUGGUACAAGAAUAUCCCAGUAAGAACCAUUGUUUGGGUUGCAAACAGAAGCAGUCCAAUCAAUGAUUCUUCUGGCUUGCUGAUGAUAGAGAUCUCUGGCAAUCUUCUAGUUCUUAGCGGGAACAAGACCGUUGUUUGGUCAUCAGAGUCAUCAAAAGAAGCCCAGAGUCCAAUAUUACAGCUCCUAGAUUCUGGUAAUCUUGUCUUAAGAGAUGAAAAGGAAAGUGACCCUGGAAUAUACUUAUGGCAAAGUUUUGACUAUCCAUCAGAUACGUUGCUGCCAGGGAUGAAGCUUGGAGUAAACUUGAAGACUGGUCUUGAUCGGCGUCUAACAUCAUGGAAAAGCUGGGAUGAUCCAUCACCUGGAGACCUUUUUUGGAAGAUACAAAUACAUAAUAACCCUGAAUCAACCAUGUGGAAAGGCUCAAGGAUCUUCUUUCGAACUGGCCCAUGGAAUGGCAUUACAUUCAGUGGUACACCACAGUUAAAGCCUAAUCCAAUUUUUUACUUCAACUUUGUGCAUAAUGAGGACGAGGUUUACUACACAUUCGGCCUCAAAAAGAAAUCUAUAAUUUCCAGGCUAGUAAUGAACCAAACCAACAACAGGCGUGAUCGCUACACAUGGGAUGAAGCAGCUCAGAGUUGGAGUCUAUACACGUAUCUGCCAAUAGAUUACUGCGACACUUACGGCCUUUGUGGUGCCUAUGGAAACUGCAUUAUUAGUGAGUCACCAGUGUGUCAAUGUUUAGAAGGAUUCAAGCCAAAAUUACCAGAGAAGUGGAACUCAGGGAACUGGUCUCAGGGAUGUGUUCGAAAUAAGCCAUUGAACUGUCAGAGUGGAGAUGGAUUUAUUAAAUUCAGAGGACUAAAAUUGCCAGAUACUACAUAUUCAUGGGUAUCUGAAAGUAUGAACAUCAAGGACUGCAGAGUUAAAUGCCUGCAGAACUGUUCUUGCACUGCAUACACAAACUUGGACAUUAGAAGUGGAGGCAGUGGCUGCGCGCUGUGGUUCAACAAUUUGGUUGAUAUUAGAGAGAAUCCCUAUGGUGGGCAGGACCUGUAUGUUCGAGUGUCUGCUUCGGAAUUAGAUGUCAAAGAUGAGACUGGGAACAAGAUAGUCAUUAUUAUCAUUGCUGCCAUUGCAGUGGCUUCUGGAAUACUGAUAGUAAGCUAUUGCUUCUGCAAAAGCAGGAGAAAAUUUACAGAAAACCACAGGCAAAAUGAUGAGAAUAAUGAAAACCAAAAUCAAGAGAUGGAGCUACCGAUAUUUGAUAUAGCUACAAUAGCUAAAGCCACUGAUGACUUCUCAAUGAAGAACAAACUAGGAGAAGGCGGUUUUGGACCUGUCUACAAGGGUACUUUAGUAGAUGGACAAGAAAUUGCUGUCAAGAGGCUAUCAAAGAGCUCUGGACAAGGACUCAAUGAGUUUAGAAAUGAAGUCAUUCUGUUUUCUAAACUUCAACACAGAAACCUUGUUAAGCUUCUUGGUUGCUGCAUCCAAGGAGAGGAGAGAAUGCUCAUUUAUGAAUAUAUGCCCAACAAAAGCCUGGAUUUUUUCAUUUUUGGUAUGGGUCCUUCAAAACCUAAUCAAACAAGAGGUGAACUGUUAGAUUGGUCGAAGCGUUUCAAUAUUAUUUGUGGGAUUGCUAGAGGGCUUCUCUAUCUCCAUCAGGAUUCCAGAUUGAGGGUUAUUCAUAGAGAUCUAAAAGCAAGUAAUGUUUUAAUUGAUAAUGAGAUGAAUCCAAAAAUUUCAGAUUUUGGCAUGGCUAGAACUUUUGGAGGCGAUCAAACUGAAGGAAGCACAAACAAAGUGGUUGGAACAUAUGGUUAUAUGGCACCAGAAUAUGCUACUGAUGGCUUAUUCUCUGUAAAAUCUGAUGUAUUUAGUUUUGGUAUUUUAAUGCUUGAAAUAAUAAGCGGAAAGAGAAGUAAAGGGUUUUAUCAUCCCAAUCAGAGCCGUAGUCUUAUUGGGCAUGCAUGGAGUUUUUGGAAAGAAGGCAAACUUUCAGAACUAAUUGAUCCAUUCAUAGGAGAGUCUUGCAAUAUAUCCGAAGUAUCACGGUGCGUGCACAUUAGUCUCCUAUGCGUGCAACAACAUCCUGUUGAUAGGCCAAGCAUGGCAUCUAUAGUUUUGAUGCUAAAUAGUGAAAAUACAUUUCCUCAACCCAAGCAACCAGGCUUCGUUAAGGACAAAGGUCUAGACAUGGCAGAUUCGUCUUCGAGCAAGCUUGGAUCAUCUUCAGUAACAGUAAAUGAAAUUACUUUCUCUUUGCUUGAGGCCCGUUAAAUGUACUGUUAAGCAGUGUGCCUUAAUGGUGAUUACGGAAAUAUGAUACUGUUUACCGAGAGAAAAACGUUUGGCUUGAAGAAUGCAAGCUGCUGAAUCAAGAAAAUUUUCUUUUUCUUUGAUUGGUAA
This is a messenger RNA of Hevea brasiliensis (rubber tree), 3097 nucleotides long. Its product is annotated as G-type lectin S-receptor-like serine/threonine-protein kinase At4g27290. The transcript is spliced from 7 exons. The coding region runs from base 500 to 2968 and encodes 822 amino acids. The record is from RefSeq and is a predicted model, not a curated record. NCBI's taxonomy places the organism in Eukaryota, Viridiplantae, Streptophyta, Magnoliopsida, Malpighiales, Euphorbiaceae. Gene Ontology annotation, molecular function: protein serine/threonine kinase activity; ATP binding. Gene Ontology annotation, biological process: recognition of pollen; protein phosphorylation.